CUCCAACUGCGACAAAAAGUCAUCGCAACGGCCACCGUAUUCUUCCGGAGGUUCUACAUGAAGAAUUCGUACUGCGAGACGGACCCGUUUAUCGUCAUUUCGGCAUGCUGCUACGUCGCAGCCAAGGCGGAGGAGUCUCCAAUACACAUCAAGAAUGUAAUGACGGAAUCCCGGACUCUCUUCAAAAUUUACAACGUUAAACAUUUCCCCACUGACAACUCAAAGCUGGCGGAAAUGGAGUUUUAUCUCGUCGACGAUCUUGAAUGCGACCUCAUCGUAUUCCACCCUUAUCGAACCUUGCUCACCCUCUUUCCUUUUUAUUUAUCUAUGUUGCCAGUACUUUCAUUAACCUCGCCUCCAUUUCAAAGGUCCAUCAUAAACGACACCUACAGAUCCGAGUUAUGCCUUGUACACCCUCCCCAUCUCAUUGCCAUCGCCGCCAUCUAUCUCACUUUCAUCCUCCACCCGCCCACCCGUCCCGAGCUUUCUUCCACCUCCGAGCCAGAUGCCGACCUCUCUGCAGAGCAAACGACACCCCAACCACGCCGUUCCUCGCGUCAAGCUCACAACGCCACGUCCGCAGGACAAACACCCCCGAAGAAACCACAAGACCCAAUCACCUUCCUAUCCCAACUGAACGUCUCCCUUCCCUUGAUAGCCACCAUCGCACAGGAGAUCAUCUCACUUUAUACCCUUUGGGAUCGAUAUAAAGAA
Molecule: messenger RNA, 714 nt
Organism: Laccaria bicolor S238N-H82
Lineage: Eukaryota; Fungi; Basidiomycota; Agaricomycetes; Agaricales; Hydnangiaceae
Exons: 3
Biological process (GO): positive regulation of transcription by RNA polymerase II
Cellular component (GO): nucleus; mediator complex
Molecular function (GO): cyclin-dependent protein serine/threonine kinase regulator activity
Source: RefSeq, a predicted model, not a curated record